AUGGCGCCUAAGAGAGCAGUACGCACUGUUGUUCCUACUGACGUCGAGAGCGCACCAGAGGAGGGUGAGAGGCUGAUGGAGGAUGCGACAGGUGGGCCUGAAGAGGAGUCGGAAGGUGAUGUACUGGAGCUGAAGCAGAUGUUUCAACGGUUCAUGCAGGAUCAGCAAGAGAGAGAUGGCCGUCAGAUACAAGAAGCAGCUCGACAAGAGACGAGAUGGAAAUCGCUCCAGCAUCAGUUCUGUCUGCUACAGGAUGAGGUCAGCCAGCGAACUCCGUUGGAGGAUGUGCGAGACAGGGGAGCCGCUGAGGCAGAGGAAUCGCCCAGAGCUUCAGGCUCCCGCAACGUGAGCCAUGGUUAUGCGCUAAAAGAACCAAAGAUGCAACAAUUGAGUGAAGCGGAUGACAUCAAGCAUUAUUUAACCACGUUUGAACGGAUUGCUGAGGUGUGCAGAUGGCCAAUGGAAGAUUGGGCCAUUAGACUCAUUCCAUUGCUGACGGGCAAGGCGCGCAGUGCAUAUGUGGCCAUGGAUGUCGCAGACGCAAGUGACUACGCGCAGGUAAAGGAGGCUAUUUUGAAGAAGUAUUCCAGCAAUCAUGAAACGUAUCGACAGAGAUUUCGUGCUAUGGAGAUGCUGGAAGAAGAGACCCCUAAAGAGCUAUAUGUUCGAUUGAAAGACUUGUAUCAGAAGUGGGUGAGACCGGGAGAGAGAACGAACCAGGGGAUCGGAGAGAUAAUUGUCCUUGAACAAUUUCUGCGGAUGCUUAGCCCGGAGCUACAGACGUGGAUUAAAGAGCACGGCCCGUCUACAGCUGAGGAGGCGGCGCGGCUAGCUGAUGUUUUUGUGGCGGCACGACGUAGAGCUGAGCCCUGGAGUUUCACUCGCUGGAAGACAGCACGAGAGGGAUCUUCUCGACGACCGAUUUCAACAUCUCAGGGAAGUAGGUUGGCAACUGAGGCAAGUGUAAAACGAACUGAGAACUCUGGUGUUUCUGGUUUAGAGACGGUUAGGUGUUAUAAAUGUGGGCAAUUGGGUCAUAAAAAGCCAAUGUGUCCACAGUUGACAAAAACCCUUAUGUGUUAUGUACCUCGAGAAACCAUACCUGAACCUGCGAACAUUCCCGUUCCAAAGCAAGUGAUAAGAACUGUUGAGUUAAAUGGGAAGAAAGUCACUGCCUUAAUAGACACAGGUUGCACGCAAACCCUAGUGGAGUCAGAACUUGUACCUGAAUUAGGUGCUAGUGGUGAUGCUCCGGUAAUUGUGAGAUGUGUUCACGGGGAGGAGCGUCAGUAUUCUGUCACUGAUGUAUAUAUGGGUAUAGCGGGGGCAAACUUAUGUGAUGAGGGUAGGACUUGCACAGAACUUACCAUACCCAGUUAUUUUAGCACUUAA
Rhinichthys klamathensis goyatoka is the source of this 1392-nucleotide messenger RNA. RefSeq lists its product as uncharacterized. Gene Ontology annotation, molecular function: zinc ion binding; nucleic acid binding. NCBI's taxonomy places the organism in Eukaryota, Metazoa, Chordata, Actinopteri, Cypriniformes, Leuciscidae. The transcript has a single exon. The record is from RefSeq and is a predicted model, not a curated record. Bases 1 to 1392 code for a protein of 463 amino acids.